Molecule: messenger RNA, 733 nt
Organism: Malus domestica (apple)
Lineage: Eukaryota; Viridiplantae; Streptophyta; Magnoliopsida; Rosales; Rosaceae
Source: RefSeq, a predicted model, not a curated record
AUGGCAAACCGGUCUACCCGCAUAGCAAUACUGAACACUGACAAAUGCAAGCCCAACAAAUGCAACCAACAAUUCCGCUUUACAUUUUUCGUGUACCUCAAAUUUGCAGGCAAAAAGUGUAUUGAGGUUACACCGACGUCCAAGAGCGCUUCAAUCUCCGAAGAAUUGUGCACUGGUUGUGGUAUCUGUGUUCACAAAUGCCCGUUUAAAGCAAUUCAGAUCAUCAACCUGCCAAAGGCAUUGGACAAAGAAACAACCCACCGUUAUGGGCCUAACCAUUUUAAGUUACACAGGUUACCGGUCCCUAGGCCAGGGGAAGUUCUUGGUUUGGUCGGAACUAAUGGCAUUGGGAAGUCAACUGCCCUAAAAAAUUUGUCAGGCAGUUCGAAUCCAAAUUUGGGCCGUUUCAAUAAUCCUCCAGAUUGGCAAGAAAUCUUGACUUACUUUCCAGGAUCGGAGCUGCAAAGUUAUUUUAUUCGUCUCUUGCCAGAUAAGUUGAAGGCCGUUAUAAAGCCCCAAUACACGGACCACAUUCCAAAAGUAAUUGAAGGCAGUGUAGGGGAGAUUCUAAAACAGAAAGACAAGAGGAGGAUGAUGGAAGAACUCUGCCUUGAUCUUGAGUUAUACAUGGUUCUGGAUCGCAAUGUUGGCGAAUUGUCUGGUGGGGAGCUUCAGAGGUUCGAUUGCUGUUUCUGCCAUGCAGAGUGCAGAUGUAUAUAUGUUUGAUGAACCU